CAUAAGAUAAAAUAGUACUAUCCUUCGAUGAAUCUGUUUGAGUUUGGAGAGAGAAAACAAAAAUAAAAAACAAUCACAUUGUGUUUCCGUUUUGGAGUUCGUCAAUCUCUCUCUCUCUCUCUCGCUGAAGUUCCAAUCCAACGUUGCUUUGAGUUUAACCGAGUAGCGUGUGUGCGUGUGUUGGAGCAUUGGUUUGGGGUGUCGAAAAGUUCUAUCAAUGAGGCCUCAGAGAGCUUCGAUCCACCACCUCACCACAUGGGUCAGGCGACAACCCCCAAAGGUCAAGGCUUUUCUCGCCGUCGUUUCCGGCAUGGCGGCUCUCGUGCUCCUCCGCUUCAUCGUUCACGAUCACGACAACCUCUUCGUCGCCGCCGAGGCUGUCCACUCCCUCGGAAUUUCCGUCCUCAUCUAUAAGCUCAUGAAGGAGAAGACCUGUGCUGGGUUAUCACUCAAAUCCCAGGAAUUAACAGCUAUCUUUUUAGCUGUUAGGCUGUACUGCAGUUUUGUCAUGGAAUAUGAUAUCCACACCGUACUUGAUUUGUCUACUUUCAUAACAACGCUGUGGGUUAUAUAUAUGAUUCGUUUUAAACUGAAGGCCAGUUACAUGGAGGAGAAGGAUAACUUUGCAAUAUACUAUGUGGUGGUACCCUGUGCUGUGUUAGCCUUGCUUAUUCAUCCAUCAACUUCUCAUCAUAUAAUAAACAGGAUUUUUUGGGCGUUCUGUGUAUAUCUGGAAGCUGUCUCAGUAUUACCCCAAUUGCGGGUCAUGCAGAACACCAAGAUUGUUGAGCCAUUCACAGCUCAUUACGUAUUUGCACUGGGUGUUGCAAGAUUCUUGAGCUGUGCUCAUUGGGUUCUUCAGGUGUUAGAUAGCCGUGGACAUUUGUUGGUAGCCUUGGGGUAUGGUUUAUGGCCAUCGAUGGUUCUUAUCUCAGAAAUUGUGCAGACCUUCAUCUUAGCAGAUUUCUGUUACUAUUAUGUCAAAAGUGUUUUUGGGGGACAGCUUGUUCUACGUCUUCCUUCUGGAGUGGUGUGAUUGAAGAUCCGCUUUGGUGUGUACUAGCACAUUUGGUUUUAACUUAAUCAGGCAUAAUGGUUGGUUACCCUUGUUAGAGUACUUUUUCUGUUGACACACUUGUUUGGUUCCUUGGUGGAGUGUAAAGUUGGGGAUGAAAGUAAACUAAAUAUAUUUAUGUUUUUAAGGUACGGUUAUUUGUAGUUGGAAGUGCUUUACAGAUGAAGCCUCUAUUUGCUUGGACCAUUGGAAUUUUGUUAUUGUUAUAACUAUUCCACGUGCUCAAGUUCUACGGAAAGUCUUACAUUGAACCCUCUGUACCCAGAAGUACGUGGAAUGUGCGGUAUAGAUGCAUUCCACAGAACCAAUCUAAAUUAUUAAGAACCUAGAGUACAGAUGUUACCUUAAA
Molecule: messenger RNA, 1424 nt
Organism: Cajanus cajan (pigeon pea)
Lineage: Eukaryota; Viridiplantae; Streptophyta; Magnoliopsida; Fabales; Fabaceae
Biological process (GO): protein retention in ER lumen
Cellular component (GO): membrane
Molecular function (GO): ER lumen protein retrieval receptor activity
Source: RefSeq, a predicted model, not a curated record